AUGGAGCGGGUGAGCGAGGCCGCCGCCUGCGGCCCCUCGGCGGGCUGCUACACCUACCAGGUGAGCCGGCACAGCGCCGACGUGCUGCACAGCCUCAACCAGCAGCGCAAGAACGGCGGCCGCUUCUGCGACGUGCUCCUACGCGUGGGCGACGAGAGCUUCCCGGCGCACCGCGCCGUGCUGGCCGCUUGCAGCGAGUACUUCGAGUCGGUGUUCAGCGCGCAGCUCGGCGACGGGGCAGGUGGCGGCGGCGGCGGCGCGGAGGGGAGCGCGGCGGAGGCGGCGGCCGGCGGGGCUGCGGCGGCGACCGGCGGCGCCCCCGGGGGCGGGCGGGAGCUGGAGAUGCACACCAUCAGCUCCAAGGUGUUCGGGGACAUCCUGGACUUCGCCUACACGUCGCGCAUCGUGGUGCGGCUGGAGAGCUUCCCGGAGCUCAUGACGGCCGCCAAGUUCCUGCUGAUGCGCUCCGUGAUCGACAUCUGCCAGGAGGUCAUCAAGCAGUCCAACGUGCAGCUCCUCGUGCCCCCCGCACGCCCUGACAUCAUGCUGUUCCGUCCGGGGGCCGCCGACCUCGGCUUCCCUCUUGACAUGACCAACGGUGCCGCUUUGGCCCCCAAUGGCAAUGGCAUCGCUGGCAUGCCUGAAGACGAGGCCACGCGGGCCGCGCUCACCGCUGCGCAGUCCUCCCUGCCUGUCCUGCAGGGCGUGGACCGCCUGCCCAUGGUGGCCGGACCUCUGUCCCCACCACUGCUGGCCUCGCCCUUCCAGAAUGUUGCUGCUAGUGCCCCCACUUUAAGCACCAAGAGGGGCAGAGGGCGUCCCCGUAAAGCCAAUCUCUUGGACUCCAUGAUGUUUGGUAGCCCGGGGGGCCUGCGAGAGGCUGGUAUCCUGCCUUGCGGUCUCUGCGGGAAGGUAUUCACGGAUGCUAAUCGUCUUCGGCAGCACGAGGCUCAACACGGGGUGACAAGCUUACAGCUGGGCUACAUAGACAUCCCACCCCCACGGCUGGGUGAAAAUGGGGUUCCCGGUCAGGACGAUCCCGACGCACCUCGGAAAAGAAGCAGGACGAGGAAACAGGUGGCCUGUGAGAUCUGUGGCAAGAUUUUUCGGGACGUGUACCACCUGAAUCGGCACAAGCUGUCACACUCUGGCGAAAAGCCUUACUCUUGUCCGGUGUGUGGCUUGAGGUUCAAGCGAAAAGACAGGAUGUCCUAUCAUGUUCGAUCGCACGAUGGCUCUGUGGGAAAGCCCUACAUCUGCCAGAGCUGUGGAAAAGGCUUUUCCAGGCCAGACCACUUGAAUGGACACAUCAAACAGGUGCAUACCUCAGAGAGACCUCACAAGUGUCAGCAGGAAAAUGGCAGCCACCAUGGAAUAAGCUCAGAGACAUCCACAUCCAUAGAAAAGUUGAAACUUCAAGAGACCUGCAAUGCUUCCUUUGCCACUCGGGACCGGCUGCGCUCGCACCUGGCGUGUCAUGAGGACAAGGUCCCGUGCCAGGUGUGUGGGAAGUACCUGAGAGCAGCAUACAUGGCAGAUCACUUGAAGAAGCACAGUGAAGGACCAAGCAAUUUCUGCACUAUCUGUAACCGAGGUUUCUCCUCUGCCUCCUACUUAAAGGUCCAUGUUAAAACCCACCACGGUGUUCCCCUUCCCCAGGUCUCCAGGCACCAGGAGUCCAUCCCGAAUGGGGGAGCAGCGUUCCACUGCGUCAGGACCUAUGGCAUCAAAGAAGGCCAGAAAUGUUCACAUUCGGACCCGAUUGAGAGUUCUGAUUCCUAUGGAGACCUCUCUGACACCAGUGACCUCAAGACUCCUGAGAAGCAGAGCACCAAUGGGUCCUUCUCGUGUGACCUGGCAGUCAGCAAAAACAAAAUGGAGGUGGAAGGAGAGAAGAAGUACCCGUGCCCCGAAUGCGGCAGCUUUUUCAGAUCCAAGUCUUAUCUGAACAAACACAUACAGAAAGUGCACGUCAGGGCCCUUGGGGGCCCGCUGGGGGACCUGGGUCCUGCUCUGGGAUCCCCCUUCUCACCCCAACAGAACAUGUCUCUUCUGGAGUCCUUUGGGUUUCAGAUCGUCCAGUCAGCAUUUGCAUCGUCCCUGGUGGAUCCAGAGGUCGACCAGCAACCAAUGGGGCCAGAGGGGAAAUGAGAUCAGUUGGAUCUUAACAAAGCAAAGCAGCAGUCUGGCCCUAAUGAUAAGAUGCUGUGAAUGAAAGAGGAAAUAAUGAAAUUUGGUUCUAUAGCUGAGAAUUUUUUAUUCAUUUUAGCUUCCUUCUUUGUCUCAUGCCCUACCCCACCUUUAAACCUUCACUGGGGAGAGGGAGAAAAUGCUUCUUUAGCUGAUAAAUUACAGAGGAUGGUGGCCUUGAAUAGGAGAUAUGACCCAAAACAAAUGGAGCUUUAGAGGCUGCUGGUGGUGUUUCCCUUGUGUUCUUUGAGAGUAAUCAAGAGUUACCAGCACUGGUCUGAGAAUGAGACAGUCCUAGUGACCGAGGCACCUGGGGAGCUGCAGCUACAGGGAGCUGUGAUUUUUUUCUCCCUCUAUUCCCCUGCCCUCCCUAAACUCCCCCAGAAAAACAGUAAGUUUAAAAAACAGACCCAUUAUUGAAUAUAAGGUUAAGUAAAAUGCCCCAUGGUUCCUAGCAGGUUACAAUGCAGUUGUCCUUUUAAAACCAGAAACAUUUAAAGAAGGUGAGAGAAUUCGAUCCCCUUCUGCCUUUGUGAGGCUGUGAGUGCUGCAGCAGGACUGAACUGCUGAGAAAAAUCACCUUUCAGAACAGGUUGUUUUGAUUACUUUUGACCAUUAAACUUGCUGUCAGGUUUUUAAUUCUUUAUUAUUAUUAUUAUUUUAGGACCUGUUGUAGUGAAUUGCUACUGAAAAGCCAGUCUAAGGCGGUACACAGAGCACUCGUAAAGCAGCAGUCACAUUAGGGUUAGUAUGAGAUUUUUUUUUUUUUUUAGAUGUACCAUAAUUAAUAACUUGGCUAGUUGGUUGUUUUAAGUCUAUGAAAGAAAUAGUUUUUAUGAAAAUAAAAAAAGAGAAAAAAAAAAAGGAAGGAAAAAUACCAUUACAGUCUGGUUGACUGGUGCUCAUUUUUCAUGUGGGGACCUAGGGGAUGAACACGAUCAGCUAUCGGGUUAACACUAUGUACCACUGACUUGUUUAGUGUGAAUAAACCCAGGGGUUCUCAGAGUGAUUUUGGUUUAAUUGGAUUGGACUCUAUUAAAGAAGUUAGUAUGUUACUUUGCA
Molecule: messenger RNA, 3252 nt
Organism: Agelaius phoeniceus (red-winged blackbird)
Lineage: Eukaryota; Metazoa; Chordata; Aves; Passeriformes; Icteridae
Gene: PATZ1
Product: POZ/BTB and AT hook containing zinc finger 1
Biological process (GO): regulation of transcription by RNA polymerase II
Cellular component (GO): nucleus
Molecular function (GO): DNA-binding transcription factor activity, RNA polymerase II-specific; protein binding
Source: RefSeq, a predicted model, not a curated record